This is a messenger RNA of Staurois parvus, 308 nucleotides long. The record is from the annotation of a GenBank genome assembly. NCBI's taxonomy places the organism in Eukaryota, Metazoa, Chordata, Amphibia, Anura, Ranidae.
CAGGGGCGGACUGACAACUCAUGGGGCCCCCGGGCAAUAGGGGAUCAUGGGGCCCCUGUGUCCUUGCCCAAACUCAAAAAAGCCUAUGAAAAAGGUACCAGGGGCAUCUCAUGGGGCCCCCUACUGACCCCGGGCCCUCGGGCAGUGCCCCAGUUUCCAAAUGGUCAGUCCGCCCCUGUGUCCAAGGAAUCUUCAUAAACACGAAUGAAAAAUCCAAAUGUAAAAGUAGAUUGGCCUGAUGAGAUAAUGAAACCAGAAUUAUGUAUAUUAUAUUUUUAUGUAUCACUAUUUAUGUAUAUAGUUAAUGU